GGCCGCAGUGGGGUGUUUUUGUAAGCGGCCCUCUUAUUUUGUUAGGCGCAUCACCGGAAGAAGCUGCAUUACGUCGGUAUGAACUUGACGGUUUCAGAAGGCCACCGAGCAGCGCUGCUGCAGCACUUGAGCUGCGAGGUUCCGACACUUUUUUGUGGAUCUUUUCGUGAGGAUUUGACGGGGACAAAAGACGACCAAAGAGGCUCCGCAAACACAUUUAAAGCGCCCGACGACGGCGGAAUGGCGGACAGGGACCCGGUGCCGAUACCCGUCGAGGUUCGGGCCAAACUGGCCGAGCUGGAGUUGGAGUUAUCCGAAGGUGACAUCACACAGAAAGGAUAUGAGAAGAAGAGGUCCAAGCUGAUUGGAGCGUAUUUCUCACAAGGCCCAGGCGUGGAUCCAUCCACAGGCCAGGAGAGGAGAAUGCCGACCACUCCAUCCUCGUCCUCUCGCUACCGCCGCCGCUUAUCUGGGUCACGGGACGAACGCUACCGCUCAGACGUGCACACCGAGGCGGUACAGGCGGCGCUGGCCAAGCACAGAGAGAGGAAGAUGGCGGUGCCCAUGCCUUCCAAGCGUCGCUCUCUGGUGGUCCAGAACUCCAUGGAGGCCUACACACCACCGGAUACCUCCUCCGGGUCAGAGGGCGAAGGUCAUGGCGACGAGGAGGAAGAGGGCGAGGGAGUGGACGGUGAAGAGGAGGAUGGGGGCGGUGGUGGUGGCGGAGGAGGAACGUCGUCCAGCCUGGAGGGCGGCAUCAGCAUGGAGCACUGGAUCAGCCGCGCCAUCCACGGCACCUCCUCUACCACCAACACCACCUCCUCCACCUCCUCAUCCUCCUCCACUCGCAGCGGGAGCAGCGGGGUGGCGCGCGCUCGACUGGCCGAGGUCCUAGCCCAGCACGUGCACAUCUCCGCCCAUCAGCACCACCUGCGCCUCCACCACCAGCACCACCAGCACCACAAGGCCGAGAACCACCCAGCCCCUCAGCCAGAUGUUACCGGCUACACCAACAAUGACAGGAUCCAGACAGAGAAGACCCCCAGUGACGGCCCCCUGGUCCAGAGACAGACACCAAAGUACGGCAACGCUGAACUGAUGGAGACGGGAGACGGUGUUCCAGUCAGCAGCAGAGUUUCAGCCAAAAUCCAGCAGCUGGUCAACACCCUGAAGCGACCCAAAAGACCUCCAUUGCGAGAGUUUUUUGUUGACGACUUUGAGGAGCUACUGGAGGUCCAGCAGCCUGAUCCCAACCUGCCCAAAGCCGAGGGCUCCCAGAUGGUGGCCGUGCAAGGGGAGGAGCUGGGCGUGGUCACCAACUGGCCCCCGUGUCUGGAGGCGGCCCUGCAGAGGUGGGGCACCAUCUCCCCAAAGGCCCCCUGUCUCACCACCAUGGACACCAACGGCAAGCCCCUCUGCCAGCUCACGUAUGGUAAAUUGUGGACCAGAAGUGUGAAGGUAGCGUACAACCUGAUGCAUAAACUAGGAACCAAACAGGAAGCUGUCAUCAGACCAGGAGACAGAGUGGCGCUGGUCUUCCCAAACAAUGACCCAGCUUCCUUCAUGGCGGCGUUCUACGGCUGCCUGCUGGCCAAUGUGGUCCCGGUGCCCAUAGAAGUCCCUCUGACCAGGAAGGACGCCGGCAGUCAGCAGAUUGGCUUCCUGUUGGGUAGCUGUGGCGUCAGCGCGGCUCUGACCAGUGACGCCUGCCACAAAGGACUUCCCAAGAGUCCCACUGGAGAGAUCCCACAGUUCAAAGGCUGGCCCAAGCUGCUCUGGAUUGUCACAGAUUCUAAACACCUAUCCAAGCCCCCCCGAGACUGGUUCCCUGAUGUCAAGGACGCCAACCAGGAGACGGCCUACAUUGAGUACAAGACGUGCAAAGAUGGCGGCGUCCUGGGCGUGACGGUGACGCGUGUCGCCAUGCUGAGUCACUGUCAGGCCAUCACGCAGGCGUGCACGUACACAGAAGCUGAAACCAUCGUCAAUGUUCUGGACUUCAAGAAGGACGUUGGACUCUGGCACGCUGUCCUCACUAGUGUGAUGAACAUGAUGCAUGUCAUCAGCGUUCCUUACGCCCUCAUGAAAGUCAACCCUCUGUCCUGGAUACAGAAAGUGUGUCAGUUUAAAGCCAAGGUGGCGUGCGUGAAGUCACGUGACAUGCACUGGGCUCUGGUGGCCCAUCGGGACCAGCGUGACAUCAACCUGAGCUCUCUGAGAAUGUUAGUGGUGGCCGACGGCGCCAAUCCUUGUAAGACACACACACACACACACACACACACACACACACACUUAUCUUUGGCCUCCCAGCAGCAUGGUGUGUCUGAUGAAGCCCCGCCUCCUCUCCAUCUUUUCGUCCCUGUCUCAGGGUCCAUCUCGUCAUGUGAUGCCUUCCUCAACGUAUUCCAGACCAAAGGUUUGAAGUCAGAGGUCAUCUGUCCCUGCGCCAGUUCCCCCGAGGCGCUGACUGUUGCUAUCAGGAGGCCGCUGGGGGAGGGCAGCACACCCCCAGCCCGCGGCGUCUUGUCCAUGCAGGGUCUGAGUCACGGCGUGAUCCGAGUGGACUCGGAGGAGAAGCUGUCGGUGCUCACGCUGCAGGAUGUCGGCCACGUCAUGCCUGGAGCUGAGAUGUGCGUGGUCAAGUUGGACGGCGUUCCUCAGUUAUGCCAAACAGACGAGAUUGGCGAGCUUUGCGUGUGUACGGCAGCCACAGGGACGUCCUACUACGGCCUGACGGGAAUGACCAAGAACAGCUUUGAGGUGGUUCCCGUGACCAACAGCGGCAUUCCCGUCAGCGAGUUCCCCUUCACCAGGACAGGCCUGCUGGGCUUCAUCAGCGCCUCGGGGCUCAUCUAUGUGGCGGGAAAGAUGGAGGGUCUGAUGGUGGUGGGGAGGCGCCACCAUAACGCAGACGACAUUGUUGCCACGGCGCUCGCUGUGGAGCCCAUGAAGUUUGUCUACAGAGGAAGGAUAGCCGUGUUCUCCAUCGAGGUCCUCCAUGAUGAAAGGAUUGUGGUGGUUGCCGAGCAGCGUCCUGAUUCCACGGAGGAGGACAGCUUUCAGUGGAUGAGCCGAGUCCUGCAGGCAAUAGAUGGCAUCCACCAAGUGGGCGUGUACUGUUUGGCCCUGGUUCCGUCCAACACGCUGCCAAAGACGCCGCUGGGGGGAAUUCACCUGUCUGAGACCAAGCAGCUCUUCCUGGAGGGGGCCCUGCACCCCUGCAACGUCCUCAUGUGUCCUCACACCUGCGUCACCAACCUGCCCAAACCUCGACAGAAACAACCAGAGAUUGGCCCCGCCUCUGUGAUGGUGGGGAAUCUGGUGUCUGGAAAGAGGAUUGCUCAGGCCAGCGGGAGAGAUUUGACUCAGGUUGAGGACAAUGACCAGGCAAGGAAGUUCCUCUUCCUGUCUGAGGUUUUACAAUGGAGAGCCCAGAGCACGCCAGAGCACAUCCUCUACACGCUGCUCAACUCCAGGGGUGCAACAGCCAGCUCAGUGACAUGUCUGCAACUCCACAAGCGAGCAGAGAAGACAGCAGCAAUGUUGGCUGAACGGGGACACCUGCAGGACGGAGAUCACAUUGCACUGGUCUACCCACCAGGUAUCGACCUUAUCGUGGCUUUUUACGGCUGCUUGUAUGCCGGCUGUGUGCCCGUUACAGUGCGACCUCCUCACCCUCAGAACAUCUCCACCACGCUGCCUACUGUCAAGAUGAUUGUGGAGGUGAGUCGUUCGGCGUGCGUGAUGACUACCCAGGUCAUCUCCAAGCUGCUCAGGUCAAAAGAAGCGUCGGCUGCCGUGGAUGUGCGCACGUGGCCACCCAUCCUGGACACAGACGAGUUGCCAAAGAAGAAAGCUCCUGUGCUUUUUAAACCCUCCAACCCUGACAUGCUGGCGUACCUGGACUUUAGCGUGUCCACCACUGGCAUGCUCGCUGGAGUCAAAAUGUCUCAUACAGCCACUAGCGCCUUCUGUCGAUCCAUCAAGCUUCAGUGUGAGCUGUACCCGUCCAGAGAGGUGGCCAUCUGCCUCGAUCCGUAUUGUGGUCUGGGCUUUGUCCUCUGGUGCCUUUGCAGUGUGUACUCGGGCCAUCAGUCCAUCCUGAUCCCGCCAUCUGAGCUGGAGGUCAACCCGUCCUUGUGGCUGUGGGCUGUCAGUCACCACAAAGUGCGGGACACGUUCUGCUCGUACAGCGUCAUGGAGCUGUGCACCAAAGGUCUGGGUGUGCAGACGGACGCCCUGAAGUCUCGGGGCUUGGACUUGUCCCGCGUGAGGACCUGCGUGGUGGUUGCUGAGGAACGACCCAGGACCUCUUUGACGCAGUCUUUCUCCAAGCUCUUCAAGGACCUGGGACUCCACCACCGAGCCGUUAGCACGUCCUUUGGCUGCAGGGUCAACCUGGCCGUCUGCCUGCAGCUACACAGGCUGGGACAGUCGGCCAAUCAGGGAACGUCUGGUCCUGACCCGACCACCGUCUUUGUUGACAUGAGAGCGCUGCGUCACGACAGGGUGCGGCUCGUGGAGAGGGGGUCACCUCACAGUCUGCCCCUGAUGGAGUCUGGCAAGAUCCUUCCCGGUGUUCGCAUCAUCAUUGCCAACCCGGAGACCAAGGGACCAAUGGGAGAGUCUCACCUGGGAGAGAUUUGGGUGCAGAGCGGACACAACGCCAGCGGCUACUUCAGCGUCUAUGGCGACGAGGCGCUGCAUUCGGACCACUUCAACUCCCGCCUCAGCUUUGGAGACACACAAACCGUGUGGGCUCGAACGGGCUACUUGGGCUUCCUACGCAGGACCGAGCUCACCGACGCCAGCGGAGAGCGUCACGAUGCUCUGUACGUGGUGGGCGCCUUGGAGGAGGCCAUGGAGCUGAGGGGGAUGAGGUACCACCCCAUCGACAUCGAGACCUCCGUCAUCAGGGCGCACAAGAGCAUCACCGAGUGCGCCGUGUUCACGUGGACCAACCUGCUGGUGGUGGUGGUGGAGCUGGAUGGCUCUGAGCACGAGGCUCUGGACCUGGUACCGCUGGUGACCAACGUGGUCCUGGAGGAGCACUACCUGAUUGUGGGCGUGGUGGUGGUGGUGGACGUCGGCGUCAUCCCCAUCAACUCCCGCGGCGAGAAGCAGCGCAUGCACCUGCGUGACGGCUUCCUGGCCGACCAGCUGGACCCCAUCUACGUGGCCUACAACAUGUAGAGCCCCCAUUACACCCCCGGGGGGGGGGGGUCCGGAGUGGCAUCAGAAGGACUGUGGAUGUUUUUAGGAAGAAGCAGAUAGUUUUGAGGAAGUUGUAAAAAGGCUUUGAAGCCCUGAAUGGCGUCCGUCCAGGCUGGUUUCCUUUUGCACUUUGAGGCCACUCUGCUUACCAAAAAGGUGACAGCAAGUUGAUGCUUCUAAUGUUUAACGUCCCAAAUGAUUUGUCAUUUCUGCUUCAAGUCAGCUCCAAAAGCUGUCUGCUGUUUCACACACACACACACACACACACAUUUUGUAGCCUCAACAACAGAAAGAUGUUUUGAUACCAGUCCUUUGCUUACUUUUUUUUACCUGAUACACCUUAGCUCAUUUGCAUAACUGACCAGCCGCAGCCUUGGACAUAUCAUGUAAGUAUGUAUAAAAACCACAAGUCAUUUAAUUUAUUUUGUCUCUUUUGCAAGUCAGCCACGACACUUUGAAGAAUGUUUCAUGUAACAAAAAACCAAAACAAUCAUCUUUAUUAUGGAAAGUAUAGCAUUUGAUUAGUUUACACUCAAUCCUCCAAAGUCCUUUGUCCUUUUUUCAACAUUCAGUAUUUGUGACAUUCAGUCACUUGCUGACCUCUAGUGGUCCAAGUUGACAACACGUCCAAGUUAAUAAUACAAAUCCUCAAGCACCUCCUGCUGGCAAAUGUGCGGCUUUGUAACGUCACAAAAUCCAACUCUGUCAGGAGUACAUAGGGUCUUCAGAGGUUGUGAAUGUUCUCAUUUCAACAAAAAUAUAUUUUGGAAAAAGAAAAAGCACUUUGCUCAAUUUUUGUUUUUAAAUUGUCUUUUUGGACUUUUCAUGUCUGUUUUGACAAUAAAAAUCAAACAUGUUGCCUUAAAUGUUGCAUGUUUGCU
Doryrhamphus excisus (bluestripe pipefish) is the source of this 6095-nucleotide messenger RNA. The record is from RefSeq and is a predicted model, not a curated record. Lineage: Eukaryota; Metazoa; Chordata; Actinopteri; Syngnathiformes; Syngnathidae.